AUGGGUGAAGUACCAGAAGUUCAUGGAUCUCGAAAGGUCCUCAACGUUGGAAUUAUCGGCUUGGGAGAGAUUGCCCAGGUAUCUCACAUCCAUGUGUUGAACAAUCUCUCCAGCUGCUACCGCAUCACCUACAUCUGCGAUGUGUCUCAACAAGCUCUAGAUCAUUGCAGCAAGAAGGUUGCGGGAGGAACACCCAAAACUACGACCAGUCCAGAGGAGCUCAUCACUUCUCCCGAUACUGAUGUCGUUGUCAUCUGCAACGUCAAUGCUUUCCAUCCUGAACAAGCAAUCCUAGCCCUAAAGCACAACAAGUAUGCUUUUGUGGAGAAGCCUCUCGCGCUGAACUAUCGCGACCUGGAUUCCAUCAUUGCUGCAGAGAAGACCUCUGAGGCUAAGGUCUUUGUGGGAUACCAGAGAAGAUAUGCGGAGGUUUUCCUGGAUGCUUUGAAAGAAAUCGAGAGCAUGGACAAGAUAGAGUAUAUCCGGGUCAGAGAUAUUAUUGGGCAAAAUAGUUCUUUCGUCGACCAGUCUGGUAUAUUUCCGAAGAAGUAUACCGAUUUCUCAAAGGAUGCGGUUGCAGACAUGCACUCAGUUGAGGAAGAGAUGGUCAAGACGGCACUUAUUGACGAAUGUGGAGUUGAAGCAACCCCUGAGUCGAUGACCUUGUUUAGGCUGUUCACAGGACUUGGCGUUCACGAUUUCUCUGCUUUGCGUGAGAUGGUUGGCAUGCCCUCACGAGUUGUCGGCGCAUCCCUUGGGUUGCCAAUUUGGAACGUCCUGUUCCAGUACGAGGGCUUUCCAGUCAUGUAUGAAUCAGGAAUUAUCGACGUGCCCAGGUUCGAUGCCCACAUUGAGAUCUAUUCUCGACGAAAGAUUGUGCGCGUCGAUUACGAUACCCCGUAUGUGAAGGGGCUUCCUGUCACUAUGACCAUCAGGGAGAGGGUCGACAGUGCCAAGGGCGAUGGCUACCAGGAGCGCACGGUGAGAAAGACCUACGAGGAUCCUUUCACGCUCGAGUUUCUGGACUUUUAUCAUUGUGCGACGAACAAGGCGUCCCCAAAGACUUCGGCUGUGGAUGCUCGGGAAGACAUGGACCUGAUCAAGAUGAUCAUGCAGGCUGCCUAUCCCUGA
Fusarium keratoplasticum is the source of this 1131-nucleotide messenger RNA. Its product is annotated as GFO-IDH-MocA domain-containing protein. The record is from RefSeq and is a predicted model, not a curated record. Gene Ontology annotation, molecular function: nucleotide binding; oxidoreductase activity. The transcript is spliced from 4 exons. Gene Ontology annotation, cellular component: cytoplasm. Gene Ontology annotation, biological process: NADPH regeneration. Bases 1 to 1131 code for a protein of 376 amino acids. NCBI's taxonomy places the organism in Eukaryota, Fungi, Ascomycota, Sordariomycetes, Hypocreales, Nectriaceae.